AUGCUUAUCUUAAACCACACUGGUGUUAGCCACACAGUCUUCCGCUUGCUGGGCAUCCCUGGCCUAGAAGACCAACACAUGUGGAUUUCCAUCCCCUUCUUCAUGUCCUAUGUCAUUUCUCUGCUUGGGAACAGCCUGCUCAUCUUCAUUAUUUUCACAACACGUAGCCUCCGUGAACCCAUGUACCUCUUCCUCUGCAUGCUGGCUGGAGCAGAUGUUGCACUCUCCACAUCCGCAGUACCACAGGCCUUGGCCAUCUUCUGGUUCCAUGCUGGGGAGAUCUCCCUGGAUCGCUGUAUCGCUCAACUCUUCUUCAUCCAUUCUACCUUCAUCUCUGAGUCGGGGAUCUUGCUGGUGAUGGCAUUUGACCGCUACAUUGCCAUAUGCUACCCACUGAGAUACACCACUAUUUUCACAAAUGCUCUGAUUGGGAAAAUUGGAGUGACUAUCUUUCUCAGAAGUUAUGGUACAAUAUUCCCUAUAAUAUUUCUUCUGAAAAGACUAACUUUUUGCAGAAAUAACAUUCUUCCACACACUGUUUGUGAGGACAUGGGAUUGGCCAAAUUUUCCUGUGAUGACAUCCAAAUAAACAUCUGGUAUGGUUUUUUUGUGUUAAUGUCAACAGUAACUUUAGAUGUAAUGCUAAUUUUUAUUUCCUAUGUGCUGAUUCUCCGUGCUGUCUUCCGCAUCCCUUCCCAAGAUGCUCACCAUAAAGCUGUCAGUACUUGUGGCUCCCAUGUCUGUGUCAUCACUCUCUUUUAUGGGCCUGGGAUCCUCACAACCCUUACUCAGCGGUUUGGACACCACAUUGCACCCCAUAUCCAUGUGCUGCUGGCCAAUGUCUGCAUUCUGGCACCACCUAUGCUGAAUCCCAUCAUUUAUGGUGUCAAGACCAAACAGAUCCGGAACCAGGUGACUCAGAUCUUGUUUCCAAAAGUGAUAUGA
Galeopterus variegatus (Sunda flying lemur) is the source of this 945-nucleotide messenger RNA. RefSeq names its product olfactory receptor 52B4-like. Gene Ontology annotation, cellular component: membrane. The record is from RefSeq and is a predicted model, not a curated record. Gene Ontology annotation, biological process: G protein-coupled receptor signaling pathway. The transcript has a single exon. NCBI's taxonomy places the organism in Eukaryota, Metazoa, Chordata, Mammalia, Dermoptera, Cynocephalidae. Gene Ontology annotation, molecular function: G protein-coupled receptor activity; olfactory receptor activity. Bases 1 to 945 code for a protein of 314 amino acids.